Molecule: messenger RNA, 273 nt
Organism: Echinostoma caproni
Lineage: Eukaryota; Metazoa; Platyhelminthes; Trematoda; Plagiorchiida; Echinostomatidae
Source: the annotation of a GenBank genome assembly
AUGGAAACAAGGCUGAAUAGCAUGGGACGCAAGAAAAUACCAAAUUCCCCCUCAGAAAAGAUCAAAAAAUCUGGCAGUGAGGCACAAAUCCCACACCAACCGAUCGCCAAUUCCGGUUCCACUCAGUCGGUCAGUCAAAUCGCUCAGACACCAGGGGAUAGUGGAAGUGAUGUGGACUCGUCCAAUCUGAAACCUAUCUUUCCGGAGUUUGAUGAUGAAGAUUUUGACGACAUGGACGGUGGAUUCUCGUCCGAGGAGUCUGCGGAACCGUGA